Messenger RNA from Eupeodes corollae, 1936 nucleotides. RefSeq names its product probable chitinase 2 (gene Cht2). Gene Ontology annotation, molecular function: chitin binding; chitinase activity. The transcript has 5 exons. Gene Ontology annotation, cellular component: extracellular region. Lineage: Eukaryota; Metazoa; Arthropoda; Insecta; Diptera; Syrphidae. The coding region runs from base 276 to 1748 and encodes 490 amino acids. Gene Ontology annotation, biological process: chitin catabolic process; carbohydrate metabolic process. The record is from RefSeq and is a predicted model, not a curated record.
CUGAGUUAGUCAAAGAAAAACCAUCAACCUGGUUGAAGUGGUUCGCUAGCUCGCUAGUUCGUAACGUUGUUGUUUGUUAUUUUAGUUUUACUCUUAACGGUUUUGAGCUUUAAAGUCGCUUUGAAGACCUCCUCUCUCUCGCUCGCAGCAUAUCCCCCUUCUCCCGUUUUUAUUUCUUGACAAAUUGUUUAUUUAAAUCGGAAUACCAGUUUUUGAUAGUUUUUUUUUCUUUUUAAUUUUAUAUAUAAAUAUCCCCUAAAAAGGUGACAAUAACGAUGAUUUCACUGUCAACUACGGCUGCUGUACGAUGGCCUUUGAUGGUUCUAGUGGCGGCCAUAGCGUGCAUCGCUCUGACAUUAGCUAAAACCGGUCCAACACAUGACAAAGUUGUCGUUUGCUACUUGUCAACGUGGGCUGUUUACCGCCCUGGCAAAGGUUCCUACGCCAUUGACAACUUCGAUGCCAAUUUAUGCACCCAUGUCGUGUACGCUUUCGUUGGAUUAGAUAUCACACAAAAUGCCAUCAGGUCCUUAGAUCCAUGGCAAGAUUUGAAGGAUAACUACGGAAAGGCCGGUUUUGAUCGUAUAAAUGCCUUAAAGAAAACCCAUCCUCAUUUGAAAGUGACCUUGGCCAUUGGGGGCUGGAAUGAAGGUUCCAAGAACUAUUCCAUUAUGGCAGCUGAUCCGAUGCGUCGUCAAAGUUUUGUCGAACAAGCUUCUUCUUUCAUUCGAAAAUAUAACUUUGAUGGAUUGGAUUUAGAUUGGGAAUAUCCAACACAAAGAGGAGGAGAUCCAAAAGAUCGUGAAUCAUUUGUACUUUUAGCUAAAGAUCUUCAUAACAACUUCAGAAGACACAAUCUUCUCUUGACUACAGCCAUUGGAGCUUCAAAAGCUGUCAUUGAUCAAGCUUACGACAUCAAAGAGCUUUCUAAGUACAUGGAUUUCCUACACAUAAUGUGUUACGAUUAUCAUGGUAGUUGGGAUAGGAAAGUUGGUCCAAAUGCUCCUCUGGAAGAUGAUGGAUUCUUAAGUGUGAGAUUCACAAUUGAAUAUCUAAUGGAACUAGGUUGUCCGGCUUCGAAAUUAGUUGUGGGUCUUCCGUUUUAUGGACGAACUUACAAGACCGCUCUGGAUGGUUAUUUUGGUGAUGAAUCUGACGAUUCUGGCUUCCAGGGUCCAUUCACAAGAGAAGACGGUUUCCUAGGCUACAAUGAGAUUUGCCCCCUGCUGAGUAACAAGACAUCCGGCUGGACUAAAUUAUGGGACAACAGAACCUCCCAGGCAAUUGCCCGCAUGCGCGAUGAAUUAACCGGAGUGACCAAAGUUGUCGCUUACGACAGCACCCGCUCAAUAGCCAAUAAAGUUCGUUUUGCUGUGCAAAAGAAUUUAGCCGGUGCAAUGGUUUGGUCUGUGGACACUGAUGACUUCUUGGGAGAAUGUGAACCAGAAUCCGAUACCUUUACUGAAUUUGGCAAUGUAAAAGGUGUCAAACUAGCAAUACCCAGACGAAUCAAUACAAAUUAUCCACUCCUGAGAACAAUAAACGAAGGUAUUGUUUUAGCAAUCGAAGAAAUCGAUCAACAGAACUCAAUCGAGGAUGAAAAAACUAAACACAUUGAGCACAAUGAGAUUCCACAUGGAACCGUGGAUGAUCAUAAGGCAAGUCAUUCGGGAGCUUUAAGUUUAACAUCGCUAUCGAUGUCAACAAUUAUUCUGGUCACGUAUUCGUUCGUAAGUUUUAUUUGCUGAAACAAAGUUCUAAAAAAUGUGUAAUGUGUGAUUCCUAUAAAAUGUUAGUUAUGGUUUGCAUGUUUUUUUUUGUUAUAUAAAUAAUUUUAAAAGAAGAAAAAAAAAAUAAAAAUAAAAAUAUUGUAAAAAUUAAAUUAGUUUAAGAGUGAAAGAGUUUUGUAAAAUAAAGAAAAUGUAAGAAAAGAAAA